AUGUCACAAGUCAUAUCCGAGACAGAAGGUGUGGUAGAUAAGUACAUAGGCGAUGGUAUUAUGGCCCUAUGGAAUGCCCCGUACACCGUCAUAGACCAUCCGUCUAAGGCGUGCGAAGCCGCUCUGCUGUGCAAAAGCCGUUUGGAGACGCUCAAAGCAGAUUGGAAGCGUCGAGGGUAUCCUGAGAUGCGCAUGCGUGUGGGUAUACACACAGGCAAUGCCAUUGUCGGCAACUUCGGCUCUGUGGACAGACUCAACUAUACAGCGUUGGGCGACAACGUUAAUCUGGCCUCAAUUGACCUUGCUGACUUAUAUACGGAAGCGUUUGAACUAUACAUGGACCGCCAAUUUGAGAUGGCGGCAGUUCUAUUUGUAGAAUAUUUGGAAUCUAACGCAAACGACAAAGCCGCCGAAACGCAUUUAAAGGCGUGUCGGCAUUAUGUACUUAAUCCGCCAGAUAGCUCUUGGGAUGGCACCAGACGGAUGAACACUAAGUAGACGCCUUCUCCUCUGCUGUAUUUAAUCCGAUAAUUAUUAGUACGAUGUAGCCUUGAGAUUACCUACCCUCUGGUUGUAUGGAAUCUCUGGUUACAUGGAAUUUAGCCCAUUUUUUAAUUUUUAACUGAAAUAAUUAAUUGGCCCCACUGUUCAACUAAAUAUAAAAUAAAU
Molecule: messenger RNA, 669 nt
Organism: Sphaeroforma arctica JP610
Lineage: Eukaryota; Ichthyosporea; Ichthyophonida
Exons: 4
Coding region: 1-498 (165 amino acids)
Biological process (GO): intracellular signal transduction; cAMP biosynthetic process
Source: RefSeq, a predicted model, not a curated record